CCCCGCCCCGCCCCGGAACCCGGAAGUGCGGAGCUGCAGCCAGAGCCGCUUCCUGCCGGGACUGAUCGCGGCGCGGCGCGGCGCGGCAGAGCCAUGACUCACCAGACCGGUAUCCACGCUACCCCAGAGUUAAAGGAUUUUUUUGCCAAAGCCCGGAAUGGCUCCGUCCGUCUGAUCAAAAUUGUCAUUGAAGAUGAACAGCUAGUGCUGGGAGCCUACAAAGAAUUGUCUCGGUUCUGGGAUAAGGACUAUGACUCCUUUGUGCUGCCAUUGCUGGAUGAACAGCAACCAUGUUACAUCCUGUACCGCUUUGAUAGUCAGAAUGCACAAGGCUUUGAAUGGCUCUUCAUCUCCUGGUCACCUGAUAAUUCCCCUGUUAGGCUGAAGAUGCUGUAUGCAGCAACCAGAGCAACAGUGAAAAAAGAAUUUGGAGGAGGACACAUAAAGGAUGAGCUGUUUGGAACAGUUAAGGAAGACAUCUCACUAAGUGGUUACCAGAAGCACGUCUCCUCAUGCUCAGCACCAGCUCCCCUGACAGCAGCUGAACAGGAGCUCCAGCAAAUCCGCAUCAGUGAGGUGAAGACCGAGAUCAGUGUGGAGAGCAAACACCAGACUCUGCAGGGACUGGCUUUUCCUCUUCAGCGUGAUGUUCAGCAAGCUGUCCAGUUACUAAAGCAGAAGAAAAUCAAUUACAUCCAGCUGAAACUGGAUCUUGAACAAGAGAUCAUUGAGCUGGUACAUACGAACCCCACAGAGAUAGCAGAUCUCCCAAAAAGGAUCCCUCAGGAUUCUGCUCGCUAUCACUUCUUCCUGUACAAACACACCCAUGAGGGGGACUACCUGGAAUCUGUUGUGUUUAUCUACUCCAUGCCUGGAUACAAAUGCAGCAUCAAGGAGCGCAUGCUUUAUUCCAGCUGCAAGAGUCGGUUGCUAGAUACUGUGGAACAGGACUUCUGCCUGGAAAUUGCAAAGAAGAUUGAGAUUGAUGAUGGAGCUGAGCUGACUGCAGAAUUCCUGUAUGAUGAGGUCCACCCCAAGCAGCAUGCUUUCAAGCAGGCAUUUGCCAAGCCCAAGGGACCUGUGGGGAAACGAGGACAGAAACGACUUAUCAAAGGGCCGGGAGAGAAUGGCGAUGACAGUUAAAUCCCACAGGGCAGUAGGAUGGGUCAGGAACCAGUCUGUGAACAGGCAGCUUCCAGAAUCACAUUUCCCAUAGAAUCCAUAUCUCUGCUUUUGAGCCUGUCUGCUGAACCCAAGAGGCUUUCCCUCCACCUCUUUAAAAAACAAAAAAACCCCCAGAUCCAUAAACAGUUAUGUUCAUUUUGGGGAAGAUGGGCAGGGAGGUGGGGGUGGGUAGGAUCUAUGGAGUGUUUUUAUUUCAUCUUCCCCUUUGUUCUUUUUGUUGUGUAAUUCCCAAGAAAAAAUUGUUGAUUUUGUUUUAAAUGGGGUUUAAACUGCUUCUCUCAUUACUUCACCUGGCUUACCUGGUAUCAACCAGACAAAGGGCUGAUUUACUAAUAAGCCAUUCUGUGCAAAAGUCUUAGAAGAAAUCAUGUUUGGAAUUAAUUAAAAACAAAAGCAGAAUGGUGUUUUUACUCCCCUUGAAUUUAUUACUACAAACCUCCAUUAUCCUCAUAAAAGUCCCUCAGUCUUAAUUUCCCUUGGUGCAAGUCUUCAUAGCAGACCAAUCCCCCAUUACUUACAUAGAAGAUGGGUGCUUCUGUGAGAAAAGGAUGUUGUAGUUCCAUUGGUGGUAUUUGGAUUUGGGGAAUGAAUGGCUGGAAAGUUCAUCUUAGCAUUUUAAACCACAGCAGGGUAGUUUUCCCUCCCUUCACACUGAAGUCCAUGGACUUGUUGUAACUGCACUGGAGAGGUAUAUUGACUAGGUAAGUAAAAGCUUAGGUAUUUCCCUUCCCCUGCUCCAACCAGAAAGGAGGUACCUCUUUAAGAGCUUGUUCCCUGUCUUUUAUAGAUGGUAGCUUAGCUUGAAUUUUAGUAUCCAAGUGUGAAGACACCACUCUAGUCUUCCAUUUCCACUGUUGAGCUUUUUUUUUUACUUGGAGUAAUCCUGGCUCUAGCAGAGGAGCAAUAUUCUGCCAUAAAUUGAAAGGUUGCUAGAUUCUGCUCUCCUGAAAGCACAACAAACAGUAUUAAUGCUUUUACAACUGUCUGAUAUUUGAAACCUGUGCCAGGCAGUAAAACUAGGCUGUGUUUUCUCUUUCUGGGUGACUUGUUCUUUUGGAGCUGUGUCAAGAGGAAAUGUGAAGCUCAUCAUGAGAUAGAAACUAAUCCCUCACUGAGCCAUCCACACAUGCUGGCAGCUCUUACUUUCCUGAGCUUUAAACUAUAUACAGAUCAGGGCUGCAGUUUGACCUGUAUAUCCACCAAUCCUGUGACUUCCAAUCUUGGAAGACUGUGGGAUACCUUUCUGGCAUAUUCUUUCAACCCAGAUGUAUAUUUUGAUACCAUGCUGACUCACUGUUACCAUGAAAUCCACUCUUGAACCACAAGCAUUCCUCCUGCAUACACUGUGCUCUGAAAUCCUCCCAAUUCCCUAGCAACUUCAAUAACCAUAGUCAUCUCUAGUGGUGGUUUGACACCCUCUCUACUCUUUGAUCUACAGUGCUUAGCGGUUGCAUCAUCAGACUGCAUUCCAGCAUAGAUUUACUUAGACUUGAGGGAGAGAUGUUGGUUAUUGUACAAUUUUCCUCUGAUUAGUAACAGUACCAUUUUGCUUUAAGCUGGGGUAAUAUUAACAAUUGCAGCCUUUGAUGCUACAGGGAACACCAACAGGGGUUUGUCAUUUGUAAUAUGCACUUUGAUUAAUUCAUCUUGUCAGUAACAAAUGGUGUCUGAGAGAGACUGUUGUAGAUCAUAUAAAGCAGGCUGGUGGAGAAGAUGUCUGACAGCAAGAAUAUUCCUAGGGGCAGUGUGUUAUAGGGCUGGGGAAGCAUUCUAAACUUCUUUUUGAAGAAGUAAGAAACGCAGAUGCUAUCCAGGGUCACCCAAACUGGAAAGCUAGAACCUUUGCAGGUGAAGUGGUGGGGGGAGAGGGAGUUGCCUGGAAGAGCCACCUACUAGAUGUUUGUUUCUUUUGGCCACAGUCUGUUGCAUACGCUGCUAAAUAUUCUCCUUUGAGGUCCAGGAGAGUCUCUUAUUGGUCAUUUAGUUUCAAAGAGUAUGUUGUAUGGUAUUAAACUAGACUCACAGCUUAUUGGGUUUGUUUUCUUGCUUGUAAUUUUUUUUAAGUAUUUGUCAGCUAAGAAGACUUUUUGCAGCCAGGCUCAUCCUAAUCAACAACAAGGAAAGAGUCCAGUUUUAUUUAGGUUAAUUUCUUCCAGGUAGGAAAAGAACCAUCAUUGAGUUUCUAGGAAAAGAGUGAGAAAAAGCUUGAAGAAGACCUUUGGAUCAGCCAGUCUGCUGAAAGAAAUUCUGGGAUGGAGAAAUGUUAUUUAUUUUCCCAAUGUUCAGCUGUCCCUUUUGAACUCCUAGUUUUGUAUUUUGGCCUAGCCUUCUGCAGAGUAUUAUGGAAACAUUGGGCCAAUCUAUUCUCCAAUGCUCAUCACCAGGUUAAGGAUUGGAAAAGAUAGUUUCCUGUCUUGACCUGGUAGGAAGACAUGGGCUCACUUAUUGACUGAAAUCUUGGCUUUGGAUAUUAGCCCUCAUUUGCCUUACCUAGCCUAGACUACCCAGGGGGCUUCAGCUGUACAUGUGCAUGUUUACUCCCUCAUGCUUUGAGUAGGAUUCCUUCUGUUCUGGUGAAGAUGCAAGUGGUAAUUAUUCACUAGGAUUCUCCAUUUGCUAUAUAUUACCAAAUCAUGAAGUGUUCAGACAUGGGUAGGACUUUAUCCUGUCUCUUCCACAGAGCCAUUGUCUAUGUAAAUGGUGUUAGAGACCUGGGGUCCUGUUUUCCCUGGAGUGAAGUAGCUGCCUCUUCUUACUGCACAGCCAUUAAUGAUAUUUUGGGACUUCAGCAAAGUAUCUGACCUCCAAGAUCUGUGAAAGGAUUCAUGUGUCAAGUGGAUGCAUUGCACACAUGCACACACGCAUGCCUCUUAUUGUGCUGCAGAAUUCUAUGGGCAUCCGUCUGCCAUGGAGAGCUAAUAAAUAAGAUAGCAGUGUUAGUUCUGCUGUUUAGGUAAGGGGUUAACUUACACUGGUGCCUCAUGUUAUCCCAUUUUAUCAGGAAUGUGUACCCAUUCUUCUUGCUUUUCAGAAUGUAUGGCAGGCCAGGCUAGCAAAUAUCUUUCCAAAGUUGAGCCAGGUAAAAGCAUUUUAAUCCCCUUUUUUAGGCGUGGAUUGCUCUCCAUAGAUUCAUAGAUGUUAGGGUCGGAAGGGACCUCAAUAGAUCAUCGAGUCUGACCCCCUGCAUAAGCAGGAAAGAGUGCUGGGUCUAGAUGACCCCAGCUAGAUACUCGUCUAACCUCCUCUUGAAGACCCCCAGGGUAGGGGAGAGCACCACCUCCCUUGGGAGCCCGUUCCAGACCUUGGCCACUCGAACUGUGAAGAAGUUCUUCCUAAUGUCCAGUCUAAAUCUGCUCUCUGCUAGCUUGUGGCCAUUGUCUCUUGUAACCCCCGGGGGCGCCUUGGUGAAUAAAUCCUCACCAAUUCCCUUCUGUGCCCCCGUGAUGAACUUAUAGGCAGCCACAAGGUCGCCUCUCAACCUUCUGUUGCGGAGGCUGAAAAGGUCCAGUUUCUCUAGUCCCUCCUCGUAGGGCUUGGUCUGCAGGCCCUUGACCAUACGAGUUGCCCUUCGCUGUACCCUCUCCAGGUUAUCCGCAUCCUUCUUGAAGUGUGGCGCCCAGAAUUGCACGCAGGACUCCAACUGCGGUCUGACCAGUGCCCUAUAGAGGGGAAGUAUCACCUCCCUGGACCUAUUCGUCAUGCAUCUGCUGAUGCACGAUAAAGUGCCAUUGGCUUUUCUGAUGGCUUCGUCACACUGCCGGCUCAUGUUCAACUUGGAGUCCACUAGGACUCCAAGAUCCCUUUCCACCUCUGUGCCACCCAGCAGGUCAUUCCUAGGCUGUAGGUGUGCUGGACAUUUUUCUUCCCUAGGUGCAGCACUUUGCAUUUCUCCUUGUUGAACUGCAUCCUGUUGUUUUCUGCCCACUUGUCCAACCUAUCCAGGUCUGCCUGCAGCUGUUCCCUGCCCUCCGGUGUGUCCACUUCUCCCCAUACCUUUGUGUCAUCUGCAAACUUGGACAGAGUACAUUUCACUCCCUCGUCCAAGUCGCUGAUGAAGACAUUAAAGAGUAUUGGUCCAAGGACUGAGCCCUGUGGGACCCCACUGCCCACACCCUUCCAGGUCGAGACCGACCCAUCUACCAUGACUCUUUGGGUGCGACCCUCUAGCCAAUUCGCCACCCACCGGACUGUGCAGUCAUCCACAUCACAGCCUCUUAACUUGUUCACCAGUAUGGGGUGGGAUACCGUAUCGAAGGCCUUCCUGAAGUCUAAGUAUACGACAUCCACCCCUCCUCCUGUGUCCAGGCGUUUCGUAACCUGGUCAUAGAAAGAGACUAGGUUGGUCAGGCACGAUCUGCCCGCCACAAACCCGUGCUGGUUUCCCCUCAGCAUAAUUUGCCCUGCCGGGCUCUCACAAAUGUGAGCCUUGAUAAUUUUUUCAAAGACUUUACCAAGGAUGGAGGUGAGACUGACUGGCCUAUAGUUGCCCGGGUCCUCCUUCCUCCCCUUUUUGAAAAUGGGGACCACGUUAGCCCUUUUCCAGUCCUCCGGGACUUGGCCCGUGCGCCACGAGCAUUCGAAUAUUCCUGCCAGUGGCUCUGCAAUGAUGUCGGCCAGUGCCUUCAGCACCCUCGGAUGGAGCCCAUCCGGGCCUGCCGACUUAAAGGCAUCCAGUUCUUCCAAGUGACUCUGCACCACUUCAGGAUCUACGUAUGGAAGUCUGGCGCCUUCCUGCUGCCUCUCUACAACCCCCGUGAGAGACUUGUCGUGCCCCUCACUUAGGAACACUGAGACAAAGAACUCGUUGAGGAGUUCAGCCUUGUCCCCCCUGUCUGUCACCAAUUGUUUCUGCCCAUUUAGCAGUGGUCCUAUUCCUCCCUGGACCUUCCUUUGACUCCCAAUAUAUCUAAAAAACAAUUUCUUGUUGUCUUUUACUUGGGUUGCCAUCCUCAGCUCCAUGGUAGCUUUGGCUACCACUCCCUAUCCCCCUUCUGCAGAUGGAGUGUUUCUGGAGGUUAUAUAGUGUUCUGUCAAAUGUACAGACAGUUUACAAAUGUCAGUAUAUUUGAGGAGGUGGCUGUUUUGUUUCUAGGACUUACCCAGUUAAAAAAUGAAAAAGAAACAAACAGGAACUGCAAUUCCCAGCAGCAAUUUGGAAAUCAAUUUAUAGUGUAAAUCAUAUCAUCCAUACUUUGUGUCAAUCCUACAUUAUUCAGGCCCCCCAGUUGUUGAUCUCAGCCUUCUGCUUUGUUAGUAUCAUUGCCAAGUAACAGUGGUAGUCCAAUCAGUGUCCUUCUAACCCAUAAUCAAGUGUAGCUAUUGGACCUAUCAGAACCUCAUCAAAAGAAGAAAAGAGAAUUAAUAGCUACUGUGGGUUCCUCUUCAUUGUCUUUCUUAAACCCUUGCUUAGGGCCAAAUUCUAGUCCUGGAAAGAUUUGGAAUCUGUACUAAGGCUGGACUUGGUGAUACUGUCCACUGGGCCCUUGGGAAUGCUGUUUGGCAGGCCUUGUGUUUGGUGGUUGGCCAGGUCAACCAUUGAUUUGAAUUGGGUUUGUGGUAGUUUCAGUGGCUGUGACUGCAUGAUUUAGGAUGGCUGGGUAUCAGUAUUUUUCUAGCUGUAUAGGGGCAUUUUUCAGGACUCCUAAGUGAUUCCUUUGUCCCUCUAGAUAUGAUCCACAACUCUUAACAGAUCCAUACUGGUAGAGGUACACCAAUAUAUCAGUGCUAUAUUGGAUUGGCACUGAUAAAAAAAAGUAAAAUUAACAUUAUUGGCUUUUUUUGGCUGGUGUAGCUGAUUAAUGUACUGAUAAAUACAAUAUGUCUUCUGGCUCUGGCCCCCGGAUGUUGCGUGUAUACAUGCAGCCACAGCAUGCACAUGGCCAGGAUUGCACCCAGGUAGUGUGCAGGUAAGUCUGUGGAGGGGAAGUGGCAUGGGGGGGAGCAGAUAGAGGUCCCCAUGGUGAGGGAGGGAGUGGGGCUGGGUCGCUGCCCAGACAGGGUGGUAAAGUGGACCCCGGGGCAGGGAACAGGGUGGAACCAUGGGUGGCUCCCUACCACUGCGUGCACCCCCCGGGGGAGGCAUGUGGGGCAUGUGCCCUCCCAGACUUGUGUGCGAGGCAGAGGUAGGCUUUUUGCUGUGGGCUUGAGGAUCUCCAGCCUUCUGCCUUUGCCUUAGGAGCUGUGUGCUGGCCAUACAUCCCCUGCCCACUAGCAGUGGCAGCGGCGAGUUGUCUUCUGCCGCUGGGCAGGCAGGAAACACGGCACAGCCAGUGCAUGGCUCCUGAGGCAAAGGCAGCAGGGCAGAGAACCCUGAGCCCAAAGUAGGCAGCCCGUCUCCACCCUCUCCCUGUUUGGCUUUGCUCCUAAAAGUGUCCCCAUACUUAAAAGUGGUGGUGGUGGUGCUUGAACUAAAGCUCUUUCGACAAGUUUUAAUUCAAGCAAUCCCUGCUACCAUUUUUAAGUGCUGGGAUGCUGAUUCCCUGGAUGAGCCACCCGCGGCUCCAUUCUGCUCCCCGCCCUGGCCCCUGGGUACCAUUAACCACACUGGCUGGGCAGUGCCCCCACCCAGCCCCUGCCCCACUCCCUCCCUCAUUGUGGGGCUCUCAAUCUGCACACUCCACGCCCCUUCGCUCCCCCACAUCCCUUCCCCUCCACAGACUUACCUGCAGGGCUUCAUGCUGCCUGGCUGCAUUCCUGUAAAUCAGUUAUCUGAUUAGUAUUGGUUGAUAUACUACUGAAUAACUGGCUGUCAGUAUUGGCCAAGAAAAUCCUUAUUAGUGCACCCCAAAAUACCGGUAGUGCUGUAAACUUGUGCAUAUUAUAGGAAGUUAGAAAAUCUGUAUUUGGCUAUUACAUGUCCAGCUGCAGCAGGAGCAGUCAAGGGAUGAACCAGGCUCUGACAGCUUCUAGAGUGCUACUAGUAUGUCACAGAGAUAAAUUUGGGCCAAUUAAAUUUGGUGUGAAUGACAUAGUAGAAAAUGUACCCAAAACUGCCUUUGCCUUACAUUUACUUAACAUAUCCUUGGUGCUGCUAUAUUGGUGGUAGUUUCAUGAUACACUUCCUGUGAUUUAAAAUAUAGGAGUUUCAUGUUCCUGAUGCAUUUGGGUAAUGGCGUGGGUUUGAGAAUUUGAGAGAAGAGAACACUUGCCUGUGGGGCCUGUUGAAAGUCCUUAGCACACCUUCAGUCUCUAAGGAACCCUCUGAAUAUGACACUGUCUAAACUGAGGUGUUGCAAAUUUAAAUCAAAAUCCUCAAUAGUUUGCUGCAUCAUAUCUACUCCAUUCAUUCAGUUUUUCUAAAUACUUUGAUAUCCUUUUCUAGACCGCUUAAAACAUGGAAGAGUAAGUUUCUUUACAUGUCACAAAAGUUGAAUUCCCUGGUGGGAAUCACUGGGCUGAAGGAGAUGAAACCAAAUCAAAUCAAACCAACUUGCAAAUAACAUUCUUUCCUCUGGCACCCCUUAGGUCACCUUUAAAAUUGUAGUCAAAUAAUAGUAACCCUUACCUGAUAGGAAUGUUGUGUAAGCAAGAUAGACCACAUCUAUUCUACAUGCUCCCUAAAGAUCUGCUUAUCUUUUAGGAAACUGGCAAGUUUCCAGAUGGAGCAUCUGACAGCUGGAUGGCUUCUUAGGUUGUCUGCCUUGCAGCAUAAGCUCUGAACUCCACUGAGCUUCUAGAAUGCUUUGGUGAAGGGUUAAGAAUACUAUCCAUAUAUUUACUCUUGUAGGACGCCUGUACAAGUGUGCACGCACAGCCACAGUUACAAUGGUUGAACAAUUCAAAGAGCCAUGCUCUACCUGUUGACACUGGAUUUAUGACCCGGAUGCCUUGUUCCGGGGGGAACCCAAAACCCUCAAACCAUCCAUGACCUUUCCAUUUGAUAAUAGGCAAAUUUAUUGCUACACAGAGAUAACAGAAAAAAAUAAUGCAAGCAAUUCUAUAGCUACCAAUCCUAGGGUUGUCAUCAGAGUCAAGAUGCAUCUGGCCAGGUUGUGAGCUUCACUCUGAGGUUCUCUCUUGAAUGUCAGAUGUCAGCAGCCUGGAGGUUGGAGGCUGAGACACCCACCCCACUCCAGUGGGGUGGAUGAGACAGGCUGGUAGUGCACCCUCUGUCCAUGGUGCCUCGAGUUCCCCUCUUGGGGCGGGGGGGAACCCCUCUCCGGGACCCUUCUUUGUUGCUUUAAAGUCUCUGCUUUUGUAUUCUUUUCCCCUCCUGAUGACUCUUCAUCCAUGGCUAUUGCUGAUUAGUCUUUGUGGUCAUAAUGCUGUCCACGUUCCAUCUUGUCAGUAUAUUCCUUUGCUUUACAAGCCCAUCACAUACACCCAUCCUAAUUUGGGCUUUCCGGGCCUUUUCCUAAUUUGAUCUGCUCCCCAAAACUGGAACUUUCAGGCCCCCCACUCUUGGACCUUGUGAGCUGGUGUCACUUUAUCUCGUGUUAUGGAACAGUGUGGUACAUGCCUCCAAUUUCCCAGGCUAUGUGUAUAUGUGUUGGCUUUGUUGUUUGAGACAUCCCGUCUGCCUUGAAGGCUAUGAAGCUGUGUGAGAACCAGACCUUUAGAAAUCAAUUAACACUGGCUGCUGUCCUGAACCAUUAUUCUAAUGCAUAUAUAUUUACCCACAAGCCAAUUCCCAAAAGCAAACCUCUAAAGAUCAUUUUCUAGCCAUCACCACCCACAAGUUUGUUGAGAUGUUGAUAUGAGAAACUACUGGGAAAGCAGAGCAGUUAGGGAGGUUUCUCUGAUCCAGUUCUGGAAAUAUCCUGAUCACUGGGAUGGAAACAUUCUGGGAGAAAGUUUUGGCCAAAAACAUACACUUUGGAUUGGGAGGAACAGAUAAGAAGCCAAAUCAAGGGGACCAUUGAGGGAGAGUCACCUGGAAAAAUGUAGCAUGCCCUGGGAGGAAGGUGAAGUAUUAGGUUUUCAGCAAUGAAAAGCUGAAACUUAUUCACCUGUUCACUCUGUGUCCAAAGUACAGUACAGUUAGUUUGAUUCCCACAGGUGCUAAGCAGCUGCUACUUGUAUUGAUAUCAGCUGAAAUUGUAAUUCAUGUAUAGAAAAAUCCUUUUUUGGUCCUGGAUUGUAUCAUUGCUGGCUCUUGGAGCUUGGCUUAGGUACUGGUAGUUUUGGGGAUAAAAACAGCUUUGUUUGUGACAGCAAAUAUGACCUGCUAGCUACUGACCAGUGGGCACACCACCUGUGUCCCCUUGGUGUUUCAGGCUGGACAGUCAAAUUUAGUGGAAAGUUCACAAAGGGCUAAUCUUUUCCAUGAAAAACAAAACUCCUCCCUGCUUCGGGAGUAAGUGAAAGCUACUUUUUGUUUGUGUUUCACAGCACUUCUCCCCACUUCUACCAUAAGGACUCUUCUGUUGCUUGACUUGUGGCCACUGUUUGCAAAAGAGUGUCUUCAAACAUCAUCCUCUAUUUUCCUGGCUGAAUCUAGCAGAAUUUGGGUUUUGGUGAAGAGACAGCUCAAAGUUCUUACCCAUAUUCCAGGUCGUAGCCAACUGCCAGAGAUGCUUGUAUCUAUGUUCACAUUUUUAUGUUUGCCUUAGGCAGAUGAUGUUUAAUCAUGUUUCCAUUAAUUAUAAAUGUGAGAAGUGAUUUGUGAUAGAUGUGCCUGGGUGAUAAGGUAAAUGUGCCUCUGAGAAGAAAUAAUGAGAGAGAAUCAGUAAAUUGCAGCUCCCUACACUCUUGUUGUCCUUUAUGGAGCAGGAAGACAGCUAGAAGUUAGUUCAGUUCCUCUGCAGAACUUUGUCACCUGUAAAGAUAGGUUCCUGAAUGCCAGUGCAGAAUGAACCAGCAGGGUUCAUGAUGACAGGGUGCUGAAGAGAUCUGGAGUUUUACUUGUUGGGAUGAAAAGGGAAAUCUCCCCACCAAAUACCAUGAUCAUCAAUUCAUGUUUGGCUGCAUUGGACCCAUGGCUUAUACAAAUGUUACCCUGACCAUAGUGUACCUGGCAGCAGAUGAUUUAAUCACACACUAAGCAGUUGCAGAUUGCUGGUGGAGUGUGUCUGAGACAAGCUGAAGACCAGCAGGCACUGCAUAUUAAAUCUAUUGGAUGCCAGUGUCAAAGCCAUCUGUAUAAAUGUGGCAUGCUACACUCUGCAUGAUAUCUGCAAGGAUAAGAAUUUUCACCAGGGGCGGGUUCAAGACACUCUUGGUUUGCAGCGCUAGUACAGACAGUCAGAAAAUUUCUUUGGCAUUGCUGAGCCUAGGUCCAGUCAAGCAGAAGGAAAAUAGUGGAGUUGGGGCUCGUGUGCUUGCAUCCCUGCAGUAUGCAGUAAUGUUUGUGUAAAAAUGGGGCAUGGUGGGGAAAGGUGAUGCUUUGUCCUACACAAGUAUAUGUAUCAAUUUCUAAUUGCCUUUGUGCUUAAAAAAGUUUGAUCUUUUAUUAAAAGCUUUGGAUACAAGUCCUUGACUCUUCUAUUCCAAUGAAAAAGGUGAUACUAACUUAUUGUACAACUAUACUAAUUUUGUAACAAAAGGAAACGGUAUUAAAAUAAACAGUGAUUUCAAAAGCA
This is a messenger RNA of Alligator mississippiensis (American alligator), 11705 nucleotides long. RefSeq names its product twinfilin actin binding protein 2 (gene TWF2). Gene Ontology annotation, biological process: actin filament depolymerization; positive regulation of neuron projection development; regulation of lamellipodium assembly. Bases 94 to 1143 code for a protein of 349 amino acids. Gene Ontology annotation, cellular component: myofibril; cytoplasm; actin filament. The transcript has 9 exons. The record is from RefSeq and is a predicted model, not a curated record. NCBI's taxonomy places the organism in Eukaryota, Metazoa, Chordata, Crocodylia, Alligatoridae. Gene Ontology annotation, molecular function: actin filament binding; actin monomer binding.